Messenger RNA from Schistosoma haematobium, 12478 nucleotides. Its product is annotated as Core 1 synthase, glycoprotein-N-acetylgalactosamine 3-beta-galactosyltransferase, 1. The transcript is spliced from 2 exons. Gene Ontology annotation, cellular component: membrane. The coding region runs from base 4167 to 4550 and encodes 127 amino acids. Gene Ontology annotation, molecular function: N-acetylgalactosaminide beta-1,3-galactosyltransferase activity. The record is from RefSeq and is a predicted model, not a curated record. NCBI's taxonomy places the organism in Eukaryota, Metazoa, Platyhelminthes, Trematoda, Strigeidida, Schistosomatidae.
CACAACUGAACGAUCACGACCCCACACAAUAGAGUUUGUAUAGGAUAUAUGGAAUCCAUUUGAAACUAAUCAUUGAUGGAGACAUAAUGAUUACUUAAAUGAGUUCAUUAUGUCAAUAUGUUUAGUUUCAACUUGGUUUACGUCACAAUAUGACAUCAGUGAGGUGAAACAUAGAUAAUUCAGUAAGCAUUAGAAAAAGGUUUUGCAUUCGUUUGGGAAUUGCCAAACUACAUCUCGAUCCUACGCUUCAAGAAUGGUGUUAAAAUCAUAUGGUUUAUUAGAUAUUAUUAUUGAAAUUUGUUGACGAGAUGCAUUUGGAGAAAGGCAGAGGUCAAAGGGUUCUGUAACACGUCCAUAGAUAAUUAUUAGUGAUUUAUGAUAAUUUCUGUGCCGUGUAUCAAAAACGUCCGCUUUACACAAGUUAGAUAGUGAUGAAACGAACAUUCUAUUCCUAAUUGCUACUUAUCCAACUUGGAGUCGAGAGAUUCAAUUUGACAAUUAAUGUAUGCGACAUAUUAAUUUAAUGAACCGAAUGUUGAAGUUGACUAACAAUCGUCGAUUAUAUGUGAACACGAUUUCGGCAAAAAUUUAUACUAACUCAGAGAUUCAUAUUGAUAUCAAUCAAUGUUGCAAUCAAAUGUAUAUAUGUGGACACAUUCUGUUCUGAAUUUGGUCUAUUAAUCCUCAUACGUCUACACAAUAACGGUGAAAUCGUUGUAGUAAAUUCCCCAUGGAAAAUACACAAAAUCAAACUCCUCUAUUCACCAAAGUCGAAUGGAUCCAAUUAAAUGGUAUUGUAGUAAACAAGUAUGACAUUGGAAAGGACGUUUAGGAAUUUACUGAACCACAUGGUACUCAGGCAUACAAACAUAAACACGAAUAAAGUUUACCACUUAUUUGUUACAUCAGAUGAAACAGUGAUAUGAUUAUGAUGCUUCCAUAACAAUUCUCUGAUUGGAAUUGUAUUCAAAAGUAAAUUCUGUUAGUUGGUACUAACGCUCUCUCAUUUUGAUCUUAGGAAUUUCAAGUCUUUAUGCAAUUAUCACCAUUCUUUCGUAUGCUUCUUAUAUACACGAUCGGUAUGUUUGGUGGAGGACUAAUUGUCCACCUCUACUAUGUACAACAUGAAGAGGAUUUGUAUACAGCAGCACUGUUUGCAGCCAAGUCACCGAAAUUGACAGCAAACGAUAAUACAUAUAAACAGUUGAGUAGGUUAGAUUUAACUUAAAAUGACUAUCAAUUUCUUUAUCGUGUUCCCUGAAAAUUACAGUUCUUUCGAACGACUCAAUACACGAACAUGCAUUACAACAUUUAGGUAAGUGUAUUGGUUUUGAUUUGAAGUGGGAAACCACAGUUGUUAUUAAUGGUUUCAAUGAUUAUUCUAAAAAUUGCUUUCAGUUGAAGCAAUACUCGAAAUAUCCAUCUAUGAUUCAGACUGUAGUUUCCGAAUUCUAGCUAAAUAUUAACGAACUGAGUCGUUAUAAAUGUGAAUCAUUUUUUCAGUCACCAGUGUCUUUACUAAGUAAGUAGGCGAGUUGAGUGGAUGGUUUGUCGUACAUCAAUCUUAUCCAUUUUCGAGAUAGUUCCCAUUUGUAGAAACGCAUUUGGCCUGUAUUACUUUCCACUGUUGAAAACAUUUAUGCACCUCUCUGAAUUCAGACCCUUCAGUCGUCUCAUCGUUUCACAUUUUACUCUGUCUAUCCUAAGUGACUCUGUUGGACCAAAUAAAUAGAGAACUUUCUCAAACUCAUACUCACAUAAUUCAUCCAGAAAGUGAAUUGGAAACGUAAAAGCUGGAAACAAUACACACUUUUGUGAAUUUUAUCAACAUAGGUAUUCGAUGAAAGUGUUAAGCUCUCAUCAUCGUUUUAGUAUUGACAGCCCUCACUGAGGUCUUUCAUCUAUUGGAAACAACUUGUUCCCUUCAGUUUUAGCUCCAUAAAGAACCCUCCACGUCUCAACAAUUUCCUCAAAGUCUUUCCUAUGUUUCACCGGAAACCUCAGGAAUUCACUUGACCUAUUUCUUAAUCAGCGAACGAAUACAGCAUAAAAAUGGCAUUGGUAUCAAAGAAACAAGAGAGAUUAUCGUGAUUACGAUCAACCAUUGUUAUUUAUUUACUAACUUCCCAUUCACAGUUGAAGACAUUUCACUGGUUUAGAAAUGAAAGCAGUUGGAUUAUCUGUAGACUGAUCAUCAUAAUUUACGUACUUUCACCAUAAUAUAGUCAGUCGUUUCUCUAUAAUUGAGUUGAAUGUACGGUGUGAAAAUAUCAGGAAUACGAAACUGGGUGCAUUUCUCACAGGUAGUGCUGUCAUAUCUUGUGUUCUGUCUAUUCAAAUAUGAAAAUUGAACAUUGUGGUGUCUACAAGAUUUCAAAGCUAUUUCCUAUGAAUAAAUAUUAGCCAAUGAGAGUGGUUGGCUAACACAGAGUACACGGUUAUCUAUUAUCCUCAUUAGUGUUAUCUCAAAUAAAAUGUAAACAGAAUGGAGUUCAGAAUCAAUCAAUUUCAUAAUGAAUGUUCCAUUGUUUAUUCAUGAAGUUGGAAUAUAGUAUUUAGUGAUCACCAAUAUUUUGAGGAAUAUUUAUGAUGUGAUGGCGUGUGUCUUCAAAUGAAACCGAAACAUGCUUGCUAACUACACAUGUUAGUACAGUGUGAUGAGGUUUAUUGGAAUUGACAUUAACCGAAAUACGACAUGGAAUCUAUACAGGAAUGAUUUUAGUGAUGGCAUUGAUGUAUAGACGUGGAAGAUAGAGAAUUCGAACUAGUGGAUCGUGUUCAACACAAAUUUCGUGAGCGCACCGUGAAAAUUUUGAUGAGUUAAUCAAGUGAGAAAUGUUUUGGGUGGGUGUGGAACCUUUGGCUGAAUACAUGUGCUAGCUGAUGGUUUUGCAAAUAUUCAUGGAGAAGAAGAACAAAUUGACUGCCUUACUCUGUGAUGAGUUGCAAUGUUGUGGUUACAUCUAGAGAGUGUGUUGAUUUAUGAAUUAAUGGAUUAGAAAUGUUUGAGAAAUUUCGGUUUUCCAGGAUUGAUGAUAUUUAUUACUUGUAAUGAAACAGUUUCAUAAUCAAAUGAUAUGGCAGAUGACACAGGAGAAAUGACAGUACCGACAGAGUAGUUCGAAUUUAAGAACUUCGGAAAAUGAUCCAUGUACAAUAUAAGUAAAAUCCCAAAAGUGGAAUAUCUGAUCGAUAGCUCAUAGAGUGGAAUGGACCUCAUUUGAAACAAGUUAGCUUGUGUCAUUCUCCAUACUGUUGAAAUUUUCAAUAAUUUACCCUCAUCUAGAUCCAGUAUUUCCAGCAUAUCUUCGAAAAUAUGAUGAGCUUCAAAUUGUUUCCUUAGAUUUGGUUGAGUUUUCAUUUUUUCGAUAUACGUUUUUACUUUUCUGACAGCCAGGAUUUGGAGGUCUAUGUCAUGUUUAUUGUGGUGGUUCAACUGUACCACCUAACUUCUGAUGAUGAGCUGUUCAAACACUGAGUCUUAGAGGUAGAGACAUGUUUAAAAUUUUCAUUAUUUCUUCUCUUCGUUUCAGCUUGGCCAAUCGGGUCACAAAUAUGUCAUCUCCAUUCUGAUAAAAAUUCAAGUAGAGUAUUCCGGGAGGAUGUCUUGUCUCGUCUAUACAUUUAAGUUCUUUUCGGAUUUCCAAUUCACUAGGUGUGUUGCUAUUGAGUGUGAAUCAAUGCACAACAUCUGUUUCACUAUGUUGAACUUGUGUUGAUCUGUGAAGUAACUAACUCUUUUCAUAAGUUGUGUAAGUGAACGGGUACCUUCGAAAUGUGGUUGGUAUAACACGAGAUUUGUAGAUUCAAGACUCUUACUAAGGAGUAUAUGUCAGCUCAUGUGAUACAGAUGCAUUAACUGCAUUUUCUCCCUACUGAAAAUUCAGUGAACAUUGUUUUAAUUGUUCUCAUUGUUUUAGUUAAGCUUCUUGACUACUCAGUCAGUCAGUCAAUUUCUCUGUUUAUGCGAAUUGACUUACUUUAUUCAGACAAACGGUGGCAGUUCGCAGUCUCGAAUGUCAAAUUAAUUUUCCUCGUCUUAGAGGAAGAAUUAGACGAAUCUACAUUGUUUCUAUUCUUGUAUACUUUCCUUCCUACCUGUAGCCGAGGCAACAUUGGCUAACGUAUUGGCUAAACAAGUACGUGUGUUCUGUUGGAUACUAACAAUGCCAGCGAAUCAUAAAUCAAAAGCUGUUCAUGUGAAAGCUACGUGGGCUGGUCGAUGUAAUAACUAUUUAUUCAUUAGUAGUGAAACUGAUUCGCAUCUUCCUUCAAUAGCUGUUAUCAAUGCUGAAGGUCGCAACUUAUUGUGGAAUAAAACAGCUGGAGCCAUAAAAUACAUGGCAAAACAUUAUGCCAAUGAUUACGAUUACUUCAUGAAGGCGGAUGAUGAUUCAUAUGUGAUUGUAGAGAAUCUGCGCAAAAUUUUACAUAAAGAAAAUCCCGAUAAACCAUUUAUCAUGGGCAGACGAUUCAAGGUGAGUUGUGCACCUCCAUAUCUAUGGAGUAGUCGAUUUUUGACAAGAAGAUUUAUUUGCGUGAUAAGAUAAUACAAUCAACCGAUAGUAUGUUAAAGUGACUGUGGUGGCCAAAUCAGUAAAAUGUCAAACAAAUUUAGGUGGGUUAGCGUUCUCCCAGAUGGGUAGUUCAAUAUUGAAGAUUUUGUGGUCUUUCUGGACAGCAUCUUGACAAAAUUCGUAGGGAAAUGGGAUGUUCGAAUUAACACACAUAUGCUUACUGAUUGCUGUUUGACCUGCUCCGAUUUACUUAAAACUCGAGUUUUGUUUGUAUUUUCUCUCCUCAAGAUUUCAACAUAUUCUCAAUCAAAUCCGUGUCUACAAUUGUCCACAUGCAUAGGUAUAAGCGAAGAUAACUCAUGGUGCUUCUCAGACACCUAAUGUUGUUGAUGAUGAAGAAGAAGGCAGCCACUCUGUCCAUCGUGAUUUUUAUUGCAGUUGAAGCAGUUCACUUUGCUAAGAUGUUUGUCUUCUCUCUUUUUGUUAUUUCCUCUUUAGGUUUGUUAGGAUAUUCUGUAAUGGUAGUAAUAGUAGCAACACUGUUAGUACCGAAUGUAAUCCAAGUUCCCAGAUCUAACUUGUGUGUGGUAUAAUAGUGAUGAAUGGAUCGGGACUGAACACAGAGAACACAGUCUACACACUUGAAUUAUAUUGAAUUCGGAAUUGUGUGGUUAGGUAUGUACAAAAUAAUUAGUAUUUGAUAAAAACACUCCAUCAUCCUGGUACUGAUCCAAGUGACUUUGGUGACACUUAUGUUAUAUCCGUUUGAAAAGGCUAUUUCCGGUUAAAUACCACGUUCAUCAAUGGAGUAAUCAUCAGUGUUCGGUCACAAUAAUUAACGAAGAUUAUAGUGAUUUUGAUUUACCUAACAGAUAGGAUAUGAUUGACCAAUGAUUAGAACUGAAUGUUGUGAUUACUCGGAUUACUUACCCAGCGUAUUAUUACUUAAGUGAGGAAUUAUUUCAUAAAUGUAAACAGAAUAUCUUCAUGAUAAUUGAAGUUCGGGGGAGGGGCGGGGAAUAUCAAAUCGUUUCAUGACAGGAACUGUCAAUAAUUCAAGUGAAUUUCUAAAGAUCAUAGUUUCAGGUUAAGAAAAGUUGUUCUACUAUCAGAGAGCAUCCAAAUAGUUCCCAGUGUUACCUUAAUUUGUAUAAGAAUUUGAGAGAUUCAAAUACUUGUUAUUACAAAUAAUGCGUCUAAAUUGUUACUUUCACUCUCCUUAAUCCAUGAUAUUCUUCUAUUUCCUUCACAUUCUUCUUCUUUGCAAAAUAGCCAUUUGUUAAACAAGGAUAUAUGUCCGGUGGUGGAGGAUAUGUGCUAUCUCGAGCUGGUCUUUUGAAUAUCGCUAAUGGUUUGGAAAAUAAUGCCGUUUGUCAAAGUAAUAAACAUGCAUUCGCUGAAGAUGUGAAACUUGGUAGGUAUACAUACUAAUUUUGCGUGUGACGUGAUUGUAUUAUGACUAUGCAACAACUGAUUUGAAUAAUAAUUGAUAUCGUUGAAUAUGACAUGGAAACGGCCUAAUGCAUUUGGAUUAGUCUGAACGGUUUGUGAAAUCCUGAAGACAUUAAAUUCGAUUUUUGGAUGAAGUCUAGGUGCUCAGUAUAGAGUAGCUUUAUAGUGGGACGCAACAGUUAUUUGCUUCCAGUUGGGUUUCCAUCGGUUGUCUUACACUAUGACAUCUAUAUCUAUUCUCAUUAUCAUUCUGACAAUUACAGUUGACACAAUAAUUGGAGUUGGUAGUACAUAGUUGAUAUGUAUUUAUCAACUAACAAUUCUGUUUUGUUCUACUAAUCACUGUAAGAUCCCAUGCAUUGCUUUUGCAUCUAUAAUUUGCACGAUGUAUAAGCGUAUGAUAAGUCGUGUUAAUUAAACGCUAUAUUCGGUUCCUAAGCUAUUCUCGUAACUCUCAAGCUAGAACUACACAGCGAUCUGAACACGAGAGAAAAGAAGCAAAACAAACGAGAAGUACUUUACUCAAGAGGUUUGUUUAUGUACAGAAAAUCCAGUGUUUUUAUAUUAUUUUAGAUAUUCUUGGGUUUCUGGAAAAUUCUGGAAUGCUACUGAACAUAGUAGCAGUAUGAGUAAUCAUCCAAUCAGAAACUCGACAUGUGACGUCUCACGUUCUAGAUGUUUCUGGCAAAACGUCUAGUGAACGCUGAUUGGAUAUGAUGCUUCUCAGUGUUUUCAGAGCCUUUCUUGGCUUAAUUUCGAGGAAUUUUCUGUAUCUCCUCAACGCCUCCCCUUUUUUCGAAAUAUAAUACUUUUUAUCUGGUCUACUUGCAGCUUGAUAACUGGUUUUCUGCGACGUUCGGAUUUUCUUAGUAUCCAGCGUCUAUGAGUGUCUGUUGAGGUUCUUGCCAUUGGAGCAUCUGUAAUUAUCUCUCCCAGAAGACUCACUCGACUAUAUACCGUGUUUAGUGUUCUGUUUUCUCUGUAUAUUUGAUCAAUGUGUCUAAUCCACGUUCCGAAAGUCCCAAGUACUUUGUAUAAAACAUUUCCUAUUCUCUUCUCAAUGACUCACGGUUGCCAACGAUUUUCCCCAAUGUAUGACUUGACGAGCACUUUAUCACCCACGUUAAAACUCCGGAUAUUCUGAUUUUAUCUGCGUCCAUCUAUUGGUUUAGGUGACAACAUGGCGUUGAAUAUAGUUCGGAUUCUUCUCCCAAACAUUGCUUCAGCAAGGGAAUUCCCAUCUGGAACAAUGGGGUUUGACGUAGUUCUAUAAUGUGCUAGGAAUUUCUUAAUUACCUGACUUCUACCUUUUGCCCUUAGCUUUCAGUAGUGCUCUUUUAAAUGUGUCCACGAAGUGCUCUACCUGUCCAUUUGAUUGAGGGUGAUAGAGUGGAGAGCGCAUAUGCACAAUUCCAUUAAUGUUGCAGAAGUGCUUGAGUGAUUCUGCAAUGGAUUGUGAGCCAUUAUCGGUCACUAAAGUCUCCGGAACUCCAAAGCAGCUAAACAGUUCGGAUCUGUGGCUAUUUUGUGAGUGUGUCCAUUAUGACUAGAAGAAUUCUCCCUCGUAUUGGGCCGGCAAGAACUGCGUGCAGCCUCUCUCAAGUACUUUUAAGUUUUUCCCAUUGUUGCGGUUCAUAUUUAUUUGGACUUCCAGCUGUUUGCAGGCACGACGAACAAUUGCAGCAUCUGGUUUCGAUAUCUUCAUCCAUUGUAGGCCAGUAAGCAUAGCUUCGAGCCAACGCUUUCAUCUUAUUGAUGCCGGUAUGACUGUAGCGGAAUUGUCUCAGAACCUUGUGGUGUAAUGUUUUUUGGAAUAACGAUUCUAUCACCAAACAUAAUUGCUCCAAUCCCUUAGUUUGAAGCAUCUGAUGCUACUACGAUGGGUAAGGAUGGAUCGUAAUGGGUGAGCAACAGAUCCUAGAAUAGUAUUUUCUUGACUUCCUCAAAAGCAGCUUGGCAAGUUGCGGACCGAUCCCAUUUUACAUUCUCCGUCAGAAGGUUAUUUAAGGAGGCACGUAAGUGAUGAAGGUUAGGAAUAAAAGUUCUAUAAUGACUAACUAGUCCCAAAAAGAAUCGUAGUGUGAGGACAUCCGUCGGUCCAGGCAUAAUUUUCACUGCCUAGGUAUUCUCUGGAUCUGGUCUUUUGUCAUCUUUGUCGAUUACAAAUCCAGGGAGGCGUACAUUUUGCAUGCAAUAGUUACAUUUCUCCACACGGAGUCAAAUUCCAUAUUCGACUAAUCGUGACAGCACCUGGUCGAGCUUCUUUUCCAAGUCUAUUCUAUCCACUCUCAUAAUUAUUACAUCAUCCAGAUGAGCUGCAACACCUGGAACAUCCUGUAGCAUAUUAUCCAUUGGUUGCUGAAAUAUGGAUGUGGAAGUCUUGACUCCGAAGGGUAGUCGAUUAUGCCGGAAUAGACCCUUGUGUGUGUUUUCGGUGAGCAGAUUUUUACACUCAUUAGCAAAAGGAAUUUGAAAAUACGCUUCUGAUAAGUCCAACUUUGCAGAGAGCUUACCUCCAUUCAGUUUAGCAAAAAGAUCUUCAGGUAGGGGUAAGGGAUACUGAUGAGUUUCUAGGGCUUUAUUUCGCCCAGUUGAGUAAUCGCCAUAUAAACAGACGCUGCCAGUAGUUUUCUUUACUACCAAUAUUCUGAGAAAUUCACUUGUUCAAUGACACCGAAUUUCUGAAGUCGUUGUGGCUCUUGUUCAUCCAGUGGGAAGGCAGCAUAUGGUACAGGUCUCUUAGGUCAAAACACUGGUUUUGAUUCAUUUCGAAGAGUAAGAGCAGCUUUAAAUUUACUACAUUCUUCAAGACCAUCACUAAAUACCAUUUUAUGUCGUUUUAAUAAUGCUUUCACUGAGUUUUUCUCUUCAACUUUCGACGUACUGACGUUGUUACAGAUUGAGUUUAUGGGACGGUUUUAAAACUUCAACAUUUCUAUCCAGUCAAGCCCCAAUAAAUCGAGUGGUGGUCGUUCUGUCAAAAAUAUUACUCCCUUCUCCGUAAACUCUUUGACUGUGACUUCGCAAUGAAUCUCACAAAAAUGUUUAGAAUUCCCCGGAUGCACUUUGUGCUGGUUGAUGAAUUGAAUAUAUUCGCGGUCUCCCAAUAUUUUUCUCCCACGUUCUCCUGCUUAUAAGUGUUAUAUCGGAGACUGUGUCUAACUGUAAGUGGGCAUCAUACCCACUAAUCUUGAGACAAACAUACUUUCUACGGUUAUGUGAGCUGGCUUUGUGAAAAGCCACCGUUACUUUAGCUGUUCGUGGCUUGAAUCUUUUAGAGCACACUGUCUGUUAACGGCGUUUCCAGGUUUUGCAAUGACUUACUUUGUGCCCUUUUCUAGAACACAUAGUACAUCGAUGAUUUCUAGAAGGACAAAACCUUUUAGAACGCCAAACGCCACAUAACCAGUGUGAGGAUGAUGGUUUGUUGCUGUCAUUACCAUAAUUCUGCGUGCUGGUACCUUGUAAAACGUUUCUCUCGACUGCAUUGACGUGAAGGAACUUCUAGUGAACAGUGAUUGGAUUAAAUGCUACUUAGUGUUUCCUGAGCAUUUCCUGGCUUUUACGAGUUUUCUGGACCACCCAAAAAGCGUAGAACCUGAUUAGAACUUACUGGAAAGACUAUUAUUCGUUGACUUCAUUUUAUGUGUUUUGACAUACUGCAAAUUCGAGAACAAUAAAAGAAACAAUUCAAUGCUAAUCUUAUUCGAUACAUCUUCUUUUCCCUCCAUUGAUUACAGGAUCUUGUGCUGAAGCUACAAAUGUUUCAGUAAUUGAUAGUCUAGAUGCAGAAGGACGUGAAUGCUUUCAUCCGUUCUCUCCAUCACAUAUGCUUACAAAAGACACAAACGGCUACCCAGAAUGGUACCUAAAGUACAAUUACCACAGAAUAGAUACAGUGAGUUUUACUAAUAAACAUAUCUACACUUAAAUAUGCUAUCCACGGAAAGGGUUAUGGUUGGCGAAAAUGUAACAAGAGUUUCAGCAUCAAUUAUGUACAGGAUAAUUUCCAAUGCUCACUCAAGUCUAUAUUAAACUAUACAAAUGAGUGAGAAUCAGACAAAACACUAGUUUCUGAAAGCAAUGAUUAUUCUUCUUCCCCUACCAUACAUAACAUUAUCACACAUUAUGUCAUGAAUGCUACUGAAUACUUCAGAUACUAAAAUGAUAUUAUGAUAAUUCAAAUUUCAACGUUGUCCCCAUUAUAUAUAUAUGUUUUAGAUGGAUUUAUCUGAGUAGUAUUAUGUAACACAGAAGGUAGACGAGUAGAUGGAUAACGUAUUGUAACGUACUGUUUGGUGGUGACAACAGAAACCAAACGAAGAAAUAACAGAAGUCGAGAAUAAUGAGUGUAAUAUCGUUAAAGAUCACUUUUUGAAAAAUUCCCUACACUCUCACUAAUUUGUAACAGAGAUGGUCUGAUAACUGAUUCACUGAGGUUUGAGAUGGCGACAUUGAAGUUUGGCACGAAAUUUCACGUCACAAAUAUUAGUUAACAGUUACGUAAAUGAGUAGUGUUAAAGAAGAUACAUUUAUGUGGUGCUUGUGGAAGGAGGUUGAGUAAAUUAAACACAUUAAUAAUAUAACUCUGAAGUAAAAACAACAGUUUUAAAAGAAAACAUCGCGACAUGCUUUUGGAGCUCAAUGCUAACUGUGUUUGUUGUAACGCUAUCACAAUCAAGCAUAUACUAGAUGAGAGGUGCACAUGUAGCGUAGAAAUGUUUAGAGAGGGUUGCUCGUGAUUGUAAGAUUAUUGUCGCAUAAUCAUGUUCUGCUGACCUAUUUAUUAUUCAGUGUGCAGUUACUCAACAAACUUUGCUGACCUCACAUUGUAACUGUAUCUCCCCACAUUAUUGUUAUAUUAUUGUUAUUAUUAUCGUCAUCAUCAUUACAUUGACUUUUAUUCUCCCCAUUUGAUUGAAAUCAGGGAUUCGAUUGUUGCAGUGAUUAUGCUGUCUCAUUUCAUUAUAUUAGACCUGAAGAGAUGUAUCUCUAUGAAUAUAUGCUGUAUCAUCUACAUCCUUAUGGGAUACAUCGAGAUUAUAUGGAUUUAAUGAAUUAUUUACAACAGAAUAGAAUUUCCUGAUACAAUAUCACUAUUAUUAUUAUUAUUACUAUUACUGAGGUAUUCCUUUCAACCGCCUUGUAUUUCUCUCACAAAAAUGUAAACAACACAGUGAACGUGUUUGCUGGAAAUUCAUCAUGGUUGUGCAAACUGUUUAUAUGUUGUCCAUCAUGCACUCGUAGUUCUGUCUUCCAAUUGCUAUUUCUCUCUCUCUCUCACACACACAGAUACAAAGACGCAAAAGAUUCUUUGAUUUUUGAAAUAACCCUUCCUUCCUCUCUUUCGUUCACUUUCUCAGACAUUCACCUCGUUUACACGUCACUGUAAAAUACCUAUGAUUGAUAUUAUUAGUAUUUCUGUCUUCCCUCAACCUCCAAGUACAUAUCAAUCGGUAAACCGAUCAAUCCACUAAUUAUUGUAUAGACAACAGACAAAGAAAUUCCAAGACGAGACAUGCUCAAUAAAUAAGUUAAUGAAAAAUCAACUGAACUCCACCCAUUACAAAUAUUGUAUUACUAUUAUCGUUAUUGUUAUUAUUAUUAUUAUAAAUCUUCCUCAUAGCUUGUCUAUGUAGACUUGUUUUAUUUACUAAAUAAUUGUUUGUAUUGUGAAAUCUAUUUGUUUCUAUUUUUAUUGUUUUUUUAUUUCUUUCCAAAUAUUGGUGAUCAGUAGAAUAACAUUUUCAAUAUUAUCAGUUGAGAUGAGAAACGUUUUUCAAACUUUCGUGUGUUUCUACCUGUUUGUUUUACAUUUGCAUAUGGAACUUCACCCGGCAUUGACCAGUAGCAAGAAGGUAUGCUGCUGUGAAAUGUCAUAUGUAUGUAAUUUUUGUAUGAAGAAAGUUCCAUCCUUUUUUUCAACUGUGCAUAUUCAAAGGGAUAAAAACAGAACACAUACAUGGAAGUUUAUAGACACGUAAUGGAAUAAAAGAUGGAGUUUGUUCUUUCACUAAAUUCAAGUGUUUUUAGUGGCCCGUGGAUCUGACUCCAUUUAGAUUGUAAGAAUGUUUGUUAUCACCUAUCCUCGUAUACAAUCAUCAACUUAAAUCACGUUAGUCAAUAACGGAAUUUAGAUAAGUCAAUUAACGAGAAUGACCUUUGAAUACAUAUAUUUUGUAUGUAAAGUGAAUGCAAUAGAACAAAGCAAAAUGACGCGCAGGGGAGAUAGCUGGUAAGCAAACUCAUUUUUAGCCAGGCGUUACUCAAUAUUUAUAGGCAGACAAAAUAAACUACAAACAUGGGAUAUGAAGUGUACACAAAUAUGCGCUCAUAUAAAAAAACAGUCAAGAUUGAUAAGCGAAUAAUUGACAAGGUCAAAAUAUGACUCAAGUAGAAUGAAUAGAUUGGGCUGUCCGAAAGUUAGAAUAAAGUAUAUGGGCUUAACAUGAUGACUGACACUACAUGUUCAUCUAUUGCCUAUUUCCGCAUAUUGAAAUCUAUCAGUU